Messenger RNA from Myodes glareolus (Bank vole), 3680 nucleotides. NCBI's taxonomy places the organism in Eukaryota, Metazoa, Chordata, Mammalia, Rodentia, Cricetidae. The record is from RefSeq and is a predicted model, not a curated record.
UGCGCGUGCGCACACCCGGCGGCUUCCCUGUCUGCACGCCGAGUCCGCUGCGGAGUUCAGGAUAGAGUCCCGUGUUGGGAGUUUUGGGGGUUUCCUGGUUUCCGAACCCCAGACUUCUCUUCCUCGUGUCUGCAUCAGUGCAGGGUGACCGCCAGAGCCCCUGCUUUCUGGACGCCCUGGUUUCAGCGAUCCAGAAUGCUGUUGCCACCAUGCGCUCCGCCCCUGGGCGGAAGGACCGAGUGAAAGGGUUCAGCCGCUGGGCUGGAGUGACGGGCUGUGACCUCCAGCACCCCACGGCCUCUUAAUGAGCGCACCUGACUUCUUCCCAAACACUCCCGAUGUCUCAUUUACCUCUGGCCUCUUUCCGGCCACCGCUUUGGGUACUGAGGCCCUCCUGGGGUCUGUCCAGGCCCCAGCCACUGUGUACACAGCCAGAGCUCCAAGGCUCGCCCCUCUCUCGGAGGAACCGUGAAGCCAAACAGAAGCGCCUGCGGGAGAAGCAGGCGGCCCUGGAGGCUGGGCUAGCUGAGACGAGCAAGUCACCCGCAGUGCCCACCAAGGCCUGGAGCCACAAGGAAGUAGUAUUGUAUGAAAUCCCCACCGAGCCAGGUGAAAAGAAAGAUGUUUCUGGGUCCCUGCCUCCUGCUUACAGUCCCCGAUAUGUUGAAGCGGCCUGGUACCAGUGGUGGGCGCGAGAGGGCUUCUUCAAGCCAGAGUAUCAGGCGCAGCUGCCCCACGCUACAGGGGAGACCUUCUCCAUGUGUAUCCCACCUCCCAACGUCACUGGCUCCCUGCACAUCGGUCACGCACUCACAGUAGCGAUACAGGACGCGCUUGUGCGCUGGCACCGGAUGCGUGGAGAUCGCGUGCUGUGGAUCCCUGGCUCAGAUCACGCAGGAAUUGCUACCCAGGCUGUGGUGGAGAAACACCUGUGGAAGGAGCAGGGCGUGAGGAGACACGAGCUGAGCCGGGAAGACUUCCUCAAGGCCGUGUGGCAGUGGAAGAACGAGAAAGGAGGGGAGAUCUAUGAGCAGUUGUGCGCUCUGGGUGCCUCUCUGGACUGGGACCGAGAGUGCUUCACCAUGGACGCUGGCUCCUCGGCAGCUGUGACGGAAGCGUUUGUGCGACUCUACAACUCGGGAUUGUUGUACCGGAGCCGUCAGCUUGUCAACUGGUCGUGCACUCUGAAAUCGGCCAUCUCAGACAUUGAGGUAGAGAGCCGGUCCCUGCCUGGCCGCACAGUGCUCCAGUUGCCCGGCUGCCCAACCCCCGUGUCUUUUGGGCUCCUUGCUUCUGUUGCCUUCCCUGUGGAUGGCGAGCCUGGUGUGGAGAUUGUGGUGGGAACCACGAGGCCUGAGACACUGCCUGGAGACGUGGCUGUGGCCGUCCACCCCGACGACCCACGAUACACACAUUUACACGGGCGACAGCUUCGUCACCCUUUGACAGGACAGCUCCUCCCCCUCAUCACAGACACCACUGUUGAGCCACAUGUGGGCACAGGGGCAGUGAAGGUGACCCCGGCUCACAGUCCAGCGGAUGCCGAGAUGGGGGCCCGGCACGGCCUGACCCCUCUGAGUGUCAUCGCAGAGGAUGGGACAAUGACGUCUCUCUGUGGAGACUGGCUGCAGGGUCUUCACCGAUUUGUGGCCCGGGAAAAGAUCAUGUGCACACUGAGGGAGCGGGGGCUGUUCCGGGGCCUGCAGGAGCACCCCAUGGUGCUGCCCCUCUGCAGCCGUUCCGGGGACGUGGUAGAAUACCUGCUGAAGAGCCAGUGGUUUGUCCGCUGCCAGGAAAUGGGGGACCAAGCUGCCAAGGCUGUGGAGUCAGGGGCUCUGGAGCUCUGGCCUGCCUUCCACCAGAAGAGCUGGCAGCAUUGGUUUGCCCACAUCGGGGACUGGUGCGUCUCCCGGCAGCUGUGGUGGGGCCAUCAGAUCCCGGCCUACCUGGUGGUUGGAGAGAAGGCAGAGGAUAACGGGAAGGAAUGUUGGGUGGUCGGGCGGUCAGAGGCUGAGGCCAGAGUCGUAGCAGCAAAGCUGACCGGGAGACCAGGGGAGGAACUGACCCUGGAGAGGGACCCUGAUGUCCUGGACACUUGGUUCUCCUCGGCUCUUUUCCCCUUUUCUGCCCUGGGUUGGCCCCAAGAGACGCCAGACCUCACUCGUUUCUACCCGCUUUCGCUUUUGGAAACUGGCAGUGACCUCCUGCUGUUCUGGGUGAGCCGCAUGGUCAUGCUGGGGACCCAGCUCACGGGGCAGCUCCCGUUCAGCAAGGUGCUUCUCCAUUCCAUGGUUCGGGACAGGCAAGGCCGAAAGAUGAGCAAGUCCCUGGGGAAUGUGCUAGACCCACGGGAUAUCAUUAGCGGGCAAGAGCUGCAGGUGCUGCAGGCCAAGCUGAGAGAUGGCAAUUUGGACCCGAGGGAGCUGGCCAUUGCAGCCGCAGCACAGAAAAAGGAUUUUCCUCAUGGGAUCCCUGAGUGUGGGACAGAUGCCCUGAGGUUUGCGUUGUGCUCUCAUGGAAUCCUGGGAGGCAACCUGCACCUGUCUGUCUCUGAGGUCCUAAACUACCGCCAUUUCUGCAACAAGAUCUGGAACGCCCUGCGCUUUAUCCUCCGCGCCCUGGGGGAGAACUUCGUACCCCAGCCAGCAGAGAAGGUGUUGCCCUCCUCCGCCAUGGAUGCCUGGAUUCUGAGCCGUCUGGCCUUUGCCGCCCACGAGUGUGAGAGGGGCUUCCUCAGCCGGGACCUGUCGCUCGUCACCCACACCCUGUACCAUUUCUGGCUCCACAACCUCUGUGAUGUCUACCUGGAAGCGGUAAAGCCAGUGUUGUCGAAGGCACCGUGUCCCCCAGGACCCCCUCAGGUCCUGUUCUCCUGCGCCGAUGUUGGUCUGCGCCUCCUCGCUCCACUGAUGCCUUUCCUGGCAGAAGAACUUUGGCAAAGACUGCCCCCCAGGCAAGGUGGUCCCCUUGCCCCCAGCAUCUGUGUGGCCCCCUACCCCAGUGCCCACAGCCUGGAGUCCUGGCGCCAGCCCCAGCUGGAACGCUGCUUCUCCAGGGUCCAAGAGGUUGUCCAGGCACUACGGGCCCUCCGAGCCACCUACCAGCUCACAAAAGCCCGACCCCAAGUGCUGCUCCAGAGCUCAGAUCCGGAAGAACAGGGCCUAUUCCAGCCCUUCCUGGAGCCCCUGGGCACCCUGAGCCACUGUGGGGCCGUCGGGUUCCUGCCCCCAGGGGCAGCAGCUCCCUCCGGCUGGGCCCUCGCCCCACUGGAUGACACUGUUAAGAUCUACAUGGAGCUGCAGGGCCUGGUGGACCCCCAGAGCCAGCUACCUCGGCUAGCUGCCCGGAGGCAGAAGUUACAGAAACAGCUCGCUGACCUCUUGAACCGGACUGCGUCAGAGGGGGUUGCAGAGAGGCAGCAGAGGCUUUCCUCCCUCCGCCUGGAGCUAUCAAAGUUGGACCAAGCAGCCUCCCACCUCCAGCAGCUGAUAGAAGAGACACCCAGUGCCAGGGAGCUCUGAGCCCCACUCACACCCCUGCCAGCCUUCCUUCCCAGACCUGGGGUGCAGGGCGACCUCAGAAGUGACCUCGUCUACCUUCCUUGUUUUGUAAAAGGAAGCAGACCUGAAGUCCCCGCGAUGCAAGAAUGAGGAGAGGGAGAUAAAAUGAUGAGACCCCAA